Larimichthys crocea (large yellow croaker) is the source of this 2275-nucleotide messenger RNA. RefSeq names its product Bardet-Biedl syndrome 4 (gene bbs4). Gene Ontology annotation, molecular function: protein binding. The transcript has 16 exons. Lineage: Eukaryota; Metazoa; Chordata; Actinopteri; Sciaenidae. Gene Ontology annotation, biological process: cilium assembly; protein localization to cilium. The record is from RefSeq and is a predicted model, not a curated record. Bases 24 to 1661 code for a protein of 545 amino acids. Gene Ontology annotation, cellular component: ciliary basal body.
UCCGCACUCUCGCUGGUGUAUCCAUGGCAACAGCUUCUAGUGUUGAUCAUCCCAAGAUGGCGGACGAAGAGAAAUCCGCGGCGCUCCCAGUUGCUACUGAAGCCAAGAAACGUCGGGCACCCAAAGCUCCAGAGCUUCCCAUUGUGGAGAGGAGAAACUGGCUGAUCCACCAGCAUUACAUCUGCAAAGACUAUGAUACCUGUAAGACGAUCAUCAAAGAACAACUGCAGGAGACUAACGGGACGUGUGAAUACGCCAUAUAUGUUCAAGCACUAAUCUUGCGUCUUGAGGGCAAGAUUCAACAGUCCCUGGAGCUGUUUCAAAGCUGCGCCGUCCUUAAUCCCAGCAGUGCUGACAAUCUGAAGCAAGUGGCCAGAUCACUAUUUCUCCUGGGAAAGCACAAAGCAGCGAUUGAAUUCUAUCAUGAAGCUGCGAGGCUCAACGAGAAAGACUGGGAGAUCAGUCAUAAUCUGGGCUUGUGCUAUUUCUUCAUCAAAGACUUCAAAAAUGCUGAAGAGCAUCUGAACGUAGCUCUCCAGAUAAACAAACACGACAAGACCUUCAUGAUGCUCGGCAAUGUCCAUUUGCUGGCUGGGGAGACAGACAAGGCCAUCGAGGUGUAUAAGAGAGCUGUGGAGUACUCUCCGGAGAAUACUGAACUCCUCACGACUCUUGGGCUGCUGUUUCUACAGCUUGGGAAAUACCAAAAAGCUUUUGAGCACCUUGGAAAUGCCCUCACUUUUGACCCCAACAAUUAUAAGGCCAUCCUGGCUGCAGGCAGCAUGAUGCAGACCCACGGUGACUUUGAUGUGGCCAUGAAUAAGUAUCGAGUGGCAGCAUGCGCCGUGCCUGAGAGCCCUCCUCUCUGGAACAACAUCGGCAUGUGCUUCUUUGGAAAAAAGAAAUACGUAGCUGCCAUCAGCUGUUUGAAGCGGGCACACUACUUGUCUCCUUUUGACUGGAAAGUGUUGUACAACCUCGGGCUGGUACAUCUGACCAUGCAGCAGUACGCCUCCGCCUUUCACUUCCUCAGUGCAGCCAUCAACCUGAACCCACGAAUGGGAGAUCUCUACAUGUUGCUGGCAGUGGCUCUGACCAACCUGGAGGAUGUAGAGAAUGCCACCAGAGCGUACGAACAAGCUGUGAUGAUGGACGAGUCAAACCCUCUGGUCAACCUGAACUUUGCCAUCUUCCUCUACAAUCACGGUGAAAAGAAGGGAGCUCUGGAUCAGUAUCAGGAGAUGGAGAGGAAGGUCAACCUGCUUCGAGACAGCAGCAGCAACUUUGAAUUUGAUUCUGAGCUAAUGGACAUGGCUCAGAAGAUGGGAGCUGCCCUGCAGGUGACAGAGAGUCUGGUGUGGACUAAACCAGGCAAGGACUCCAAAUCUAAACCAAACUCUGCAGCAGCCACCAAAACUCCCGGUGCUCCUCUUGGUACCAACCAAGCUCUGGGCCAAGCCAUGUCUUCUGCUGCGAGCUACAACAAGAACAUCCAGCUACCAACAGGAGUUUCUAAAGGCCCCUCCAUGCCCCUCGAGCCAGAACCUGACGUGGACAAAGCCCCCAGCCCGCCCUCUGAUCCUCCGGGCUCCCCAGAACCUGCAGACUCAGCAAACCUCAAAUCCAGAACAUCCAAGAGGAAAUCCAAGGUGGAGGCGUGAAUUAGCUUGUUGGCUACCUAUCUUUGUCAUAAGAUGUUCUCAAACAGCAACCAAGCUAUCUGUGGUUUUCUAUCUCAUCGUAGUUAGACAUGAAGCCUUGAGUUGUCGGCUUCUGGUUUAGGCGCACGGUGCACAGACCUACAUAAUAAUUUACUUUACACUGAAAAGGGCAAAGUCAACGCGCACUUUUUUCAUACCGUUUAUUUCAGGAAAUAUUGAAUGUCACCACAACGCAUCACUUUUUAAACCAAAACUGGAGAGAAUCAAGUGUGUCUUGUAAAUCUGUGUAGAUGUGACAAUUCCAGUGGAUGUUACAGAAAUGAUAAAAAGAGCAUCUGUGCAGUUGCAAGUGUUAAUAUUUGGAUGAGUUAGCAAUAAGGUUAAAUGAAUUUUACCUGUGUUGACAUCUCGUCUCCACAGCUGAAUACAUGUGAAGGAAAUGCUGCGACAAUCACUGCUGAAAUACAGAGUACAGAGAGAGAGGUGUGUGAGUAGUUCCAGGAUGUUGCUUGUUUGUACGAUAGGGCUCUUUUUGAGGGUGGAGUGUAAAUAGUGACACAUGCUUUUAUAUGUGGAUAAAUGUUUAUAGAGAGUAAUGUAUUUAAUAUUAAAGA